AAACUCGUCGUCUAUAUAAAGCGGUAACGUCGUCUAUAUAAAGCGGUAACGUCGUCUAUAUAAAGCGGUAACGUCGUCUAUAUAAAGCGGUAACGUUAUAUAAGCGGUAACUUUUCAAUUUUCCAAUCACUUCCGAGUCUCACCUGAAAAAUCUAAAAAUGUUCCAAAAAUCCACAAUUGUCAUGAUUUUUGCCCUUUUCUGUAUUUCAUCGUGUCAAGUUUUAUAUACUCCUGUUGUAUCAUCUCCAUAUUAUUAUGCUUCAUCUCCAGUUGCUUCUGCUUAUCCAUAUGCUUAUGCUUAUGGAGCUGCUGCUUAUCCAACUGCAUAUUAUGGAUGGGGAUCUAAUAAGGGACAACAAGCACCAUCUUCUGCUCCAACUCAGAAAUUGACAAAUAAUCAAUGAUCUCUCAUUUGAAAUAUAUGCACAAUAAGAACUAUUUGAAAUGUCAAAAUAAAUUAUCUGACUUUAUUUGUGAAGCCCUAAAAUUAUUCCACAGCAAUAAACACUUAAAAACAAAAAA
Messenger RNA from Caenorhabditis elegans, 522 nucleotides. RefSeq names its product Nematode Specific Peptide family, group B (gene nspb-5). Bases 159 to 404 code for a protein of 81 amino acids. The transcript is spliced from 2 exons. The record is from RefSeq and is marked reviewed. Lineage: Eukaryota; Metazoa; Nematoda; Chromadorea; Rhabditida; Rhabditidae.